AACAGAGGAUAAAAUCAUAAAAAUCCUCUCCCUCGCCUCAACUUCUGGCUCUUUUACGGCUCCAUUACAACGCCAUUUUCAGCCUCAUAUCGCUUGCGUUUCUCCUCUAAAAACACUGAAUUUUGCUUCAGCUUCAAAAACCCAUAGCUCUCGAUGCUUUUCACUCUCAUAAUCUGACAGUUUUUUCUUUGGUUCUUCAACAAUGGAAGCUCUCAGCCUAGGCACAGUCACUUCCUCCACUGCCAACUCCAUAACCACCCAUUUCUUCUCGGAUUCAAUCUUCCACUCCCGGAGAAGAUCAGUAACACUCUUUUUCCCCAGAAAACCCAAAAAAAUUUCUGUUUUUGCUUCCAAUGGGGACAAACCCCCGCCCAAGCUGAACCAGUGGGAACAAAUGGAGCUCAAGUUUGGCAGACUCAUGGGUGAAGACCCCAAAUUAACGUUAGCCAAGAUAAUGGGUAAGAGGGCCAACCCUGACAUGUCAUAUCUUGAAAUUGAAGAAUCAUUUAGGAAGAACAAGGGCAAAGUACUGGGUAAUGAUAUAGAGGAAGUUCCUUUUGAUGUGCCAACAAAAAGGGGUUCACUGAAUUCAAAGAGCGAGUUAAAUUUGGUUCGGCCUGUGCCCAAGAAAGGAUUCGAGUUUGACAUUGAUGAUAAACAAUCGAUAGAGACUAGGGAGAUUAAACCGAGCAAACAAAUCUCUAGACCUGUUGAAAACAGUGUUCCAAAUGUAAUCUUGCGGAAGCCAACGGAUACUGGUAGUGUUAAAACAUCAAGUUUUGGAAUGAAGCCAAAGUUAACACAAGAAUCAGUAGAUACUAAGGAGAUGAAGCCAAGCAAACAAAUCUCUGAACCUGUUGAAAAUAGUAAAAGCAGUGUUCCAAAUGUAACCUUGCGCAAGCCAACUGUUUAUUCUGAUGAGGAUACUGGUAGUGUUAGACCAUCAAGAUUCAAAAUGAGGCCAAACUUAACACUAAACAUGCGCAAUGAACCCCUAAAUACGAGUGAUAUGACAUUGUUGAAGAAACCUGAGCCCAUAAGAACCAGUGCCAGUGAAAAUGAAAAGGAUGGACAUUCUAGUGAUGCCAAAUCCGAAGCUCGUGAUGACAUUGGAGAGAGUAUUCCUACCAAUGUGCAUGUUACAAGGGGUGAACCUCAGGAUGUCAUACCUCUGAAGAAACCAGAACCUCUGGAUUUAAAUCAAGAACAAAAAGUUGACAGUAUUGAUGAAGAGAGUUUGAAUCUUGCCAAUGCCCCCGACCAAUAUCAACAAACAGAUGGAAAUUAUGUUGUGGAGCAUCCCAGGAAGGGGUUAGAUCAGAGUGUUGGGCAAAGCUUCGCUUUUAAUAGUCUUUCUGGGACAAGAUCAGCUGAACAUUUAGAUGCUGCACUGCUUGGAAAACCUGAAAGAUUAGACCAAACCAAAAAGUCUAUACCUCAAAAGGAGGUGAUUACUGCCAAUUCUGAGAGCAAUGACGUUGAUAUUGAGCUUGACAGCUUUCUCAAGACAUCAACAAUUAAGGACCAUGAAGAUUAUGACUGGACAAGCGCUGAGAAUCUUGUUAAGACAGGAGAAAGAAAGGAAGUGGAACUGAUUAGUUCUAGCACCAGAGGAUUUGUUGUAUCUUUUGGUUCCUUGGUAGGAUAUUUGCCAUACCGAAAUCUAGCAGCAAAUUUGAGAUUCAUGCCCUUUGAGUCUUGGUUGAGAUCAAAAGGCUUAGACCCAUCCACCUACAAACAAAAUUUGGGAGUUAUAAGAGACUAUGAUGAUAAAAUGACAGAUUCUUCUGAGUCAAGGAUUGUUUUGCAAACUGAUAAUACAUUUGAGGUCUCACCAGAUAUGAAACUUGAGAAGCUUCUUAGUAUUUUUGACCAAGAGAAACUCAAGUUCCUAACAUCAUUUGUUGGUCAGACAGUGAAAGUGAAUGUGAUUUUGGCAGAUAGAAAAACUAGAAGGCUAAUAGUUUCAAUGAAACAUAAAGAAAACAAAGAAAUGGUUCAAAAAAAGAGAAGUCUCAUGGCUAAACUUAGGAUUGGUGAUGUUGUGAAGUGUUGCAUCAAAAAGAUUACCUACUUCGGCAUAUUUGUUGAGGUUGAAGGAGUUCCAGCAUUGGUUCACCAAGCAGAAGUUUCGUGGGAUGCUAUGUUAGACCCUGCAUCAUAUUAUAGAAUUGGGCAGAUUGUGGAUGCGAGAGUUCAUCAGCUAGAUUUUUCACUUGACCGCAUUUUCUUGUCAUUAAGGGAAAUAACGCCAGAUCCAAUGACGGAGGCCUUAGAGGCGAUAGUUGGCGAUCAAGAUAAUUUAGAUGGAAACUUUGAAACAGCUCAGCCAGAUGCCGAGUGGGCAGAUGUGGAAUCUCUUAUCAGAGAGUUGCAGCAGUUUGAGGGAAUCAGUUCCGUAUCAAAGGGGCGUUACUUCUUGAGUCCUGGUCUGGCUCCAACGUUUCAGGUUUACAUGGCAUCGAGUUCUGAGAAUCAAUACAAGUUACUAGCUCGAUCUGGAAACCAAGUACAAGAGGUGAUAGUUCAAACAUCACUGAGCAAAGAAGAGAUGAAAUCUGCAAUUCUCAUCUGCACAAACAAAGUCGAGUGAUUGAUGACUGAUCUACUCUCUUGGUUCGUUCUAUAACCUCUCAUACGCGGAUUUGAAAGGGAUACCGGCUAUGACACUGCCCGGAGCUUGCAUAUCAGAUUCUCGAUGGCCAUCGGUUAAACUGCCGUUAUUGUUACUAUAAUUUUUGCAGGGGAGUUGGCUAUUACAGUGUAGUUUUAAGGGAAGUAAAGAAAUGGCAGAGUUUCAUGUUGUUCUAUGUAGAAAAGAUGGCAUUGUGCAUUUUUGAUAGUUUGGUGGUGUCACUGUGGAUAGUGGACUAAUGCAUUGAUGAAGAGUCAUUCAUAAGGAGAUGAAUAUUUGCUUAUAA
This is a messenger RNA of Ipomoea nil (Japanese morning glory), 2921 nucleotides long. RefSeq lists its product as uncharacterized. The transcript is spliced from 14 exons. NCBI's taxonomy places the organism in Eukaryota, Viridiplantae, Streptophyta, Magnoliopsida, Solanales, Convolvulaceae. Gene Ontology annotation, molecular function: nucleic acid binding. The coding region runs from base 203 to 2593 and encodes 796 amino acids. The record is from RefSeq and is a predicted model, not a curated record.